Penicillium macrosclerotiorum is the source of this 3069-nucleotide messenger RNA. Its product is annotated as mannose-ethanolamine phosphotransferase GPI13. NCBI's taxonomy places the organism in Eukaryota, Fungi, Ascomycota, Eurotiomycetes, Eurotiales, Aspergillaceae. Gene Ontology annotation, cellular component: endoplasmic reticulum membrane. The record is from RefSeq and is a predicted model, not a curated record. Bases 1 to 3069 code for a protein of 1022 amino acids. Gene Ontology annotation, molecular function: mannose-ethanolamine phosphotransferase activity. Gene Ontology annotation, biological process: GPI anchor biosynthetic process. The transcript has 2 exons.
AUGUCAAGAUCUUCAAAAGGGCCUGCGGGGAGCGGUGCGCCCCUCGAUGGCCCACCAAACAGUCAACCCGACCCGAUGAUUGCAUCGCAGUCUGCCCGAGGAAAGCAGAGCAGGGUACAGGAUGCGGCAAAGGCGCAGGAGCUUGAGCAGGACUUCAAGACCAAGCACAUUGGUGUGUUGGGUGUGCUGACCUGGAUUUUACAAGGAAAUGGUUGCUGGCACGAGAAAUCCUUCGACAAGGCUGUUGUGAUCAUAAUUGACGCACUGCGAUACGAUUUUACUGUUCCAUUUGUUCCGAAGGACGAGAGCGAGACAGUCCACUUAUUCCAUGACAACAUCCCGGUCCUCUACGAAACCGCUGUCAAUAACCCCGCCAAUGCCUUCUUGCUUCCUUUUAUCGCCGAUCCGCCGACGACAACCCUGCAACGUCUAAAGGGAUUGACUACGGGAACUUUACCCACCUUCAUUGAUGCCGGCUCCAACUUCGCCGGCACUGCUAUCGACGAGGACAACCUAGUGGCCCAACUGCACAGCGCAGGAAAGACUUUGGUUCAACUCGGCGAUGACACCUGGCAAUCCCUGUUCCCUGGCUAUUUCGAUGAUAACUUGACCCACCCAUACGACUCUUUCAAUGUCUGGGAUUUGCACACUGUCGAUAACGGCGUUAACGAGCACUUGUUUCCAUUACUACACCCACAAAACGCAUCCAAGUGGGAUGUUAUCUUUGGCCAUUACCUUGGCGUCGACCAUGCUGGCCAUCGCUAUGGACCAAACCACGCUGCCAUGGCUGCCAAACUGCAAGAUAUGGACCGUGUCAUCAGACAGAUUAUUGCGGCUCUUGGCGAAGACACCCUCUUGGUCGUAAUGGGCGAUCAUGGGAUGGAUACCAAAGGUGAUCACGGUGGCGAGUCGGAUGAUGAAGUUGAGGCUGCGCUGUGGAUGUACUCCAAGCGGGGCAUUUUUGGCCGCACAAGCAAGGACACUCUCUUGCCGCCCAAGGAUGCCCGCGAGCGUUUCGUCCCCCAGAUUGAUCUUGUUCCCACUCUGUCAUUGCUGCUUGGAAUGCCAAUUCCCUUCAACAACCUGGGCUCGCCUAUCGAGGAGGCGUUUGCCGGAUCAAGCGGCAAUGACUGGGCAAAUCUGCUCGCUGUCAACCGUUUGUCUUCAGCGCAGAUCAAUAGAUAUCAGCAUGCCUAUGCGAAUGCCCAUGGGGCGGGUCACGACGAACAAUCAUCCGCUCUUUGGUCCGCCGCAGAGGAGGAAUGGAAGUCUACUUCGAAGGGAUUGAUGUCAAAGUCUGCUGCAAUCCGAUCCAGCUAUGAUCUCUACCGCAAAUACCAACGCCAUACUCUAGACACCUGCCGCGGACUCUGGGCAAACUUCGAUGUCCCCAGCAUGAUCGAGGGCGUUGCUCUUCUGUUCAGUGGGAUCAUAUUGCUAGUCCUCUACGCUCGUGUGUUGAAGACGGACCGCACUGAGCUUACGGCUCAGUUGCUGUCGUUCGUUGCUGUUGGAUCGGGCAUCGGCGCUGUGGGAGGAACCGGCCUUGUUCUAUUUGGAUUCACUGAGAUGACCGCUGUCGAAUCUGCCGCCCUCCUGGCUGCAUUUGGAAGCAUGGCCGGCGGUUUAUUUGCCAUGGUCAAGAAGCCCGCGAAUCUGUCCCUACCCUUGCCUAGUGGCAUGUGGGGGUGGCUCGCAAUUUUCUUCACUGUUUCCCAAUCCGUUGGGUUUGCAUCAAACUCCUAUACCAUCUGGGAAGAUGAGAUCCUGCUUUUUUUCCUGACCACCUUCGGUGUUUGCGCUGGCAUAUCCUCUAUGCGCCAGAAGUCAACUACAGACCGUGUGUUGGGUGUCUACCAUUCCAUUCUCUUUGUAAUUCUCGGCCGCGUGGCGUCUUUCUCACGUCUGUGCCGUGAAGAACAGAUGCCUUUCUGCCGAUCUACCUACUAUGCAUCAUCCACCUCUUCCAUCUCGGCUCCAUGGCAACUGGGGAUUCCCUUCUUGGUUACUCUCCUUCUCCCAGCCGUAAUCCGCGGAUUCUACGCCGGCUCCAAAUCAUAUGAAGGCGCCGCGACCCUCUGGAUCGGUUUCGCUUUCCGUCUGGGCCUGUUGAUCACUUCGUUGUUCUGGAUGCUGGAAGGUGCCGACGACGGCGAAUGGCUGCCCAUGAGCAAAGAGACCCUGAAAACCGUCCGAGUUUUCUUGGCCCAGCUCGUUCUCGCCCUUGCCUUCGGCGCCGGCACCGGGGCCUUCUUCUACUCAAAACCGUGCGUCAGCAUCAGCGUGAGCAAACCUCCCCCGGAGGACCCCAAUGCACCGCCUGCUCCCAUCAUUGCUGGCCAACAGCAGCAGCCGCGCACCACUGUUACCAUUCUUGGCUUUGGAAACAUCUAUGGCACGCGCUUCUUCUUCCUUGUGGUCAACUUCUCCCUUGCGAUCAUCUUGAUGCAGAAACCCAUGGGCCAGGGCGCCAUCGCCCUGCUCAUCUGCCAAAUCCUGUCUCUCCUUGAAAUUCUCGAUACAAACGCCUUGACCCUCACUAACUCUUCGAUCGGCCCCAUCGUCCUCGGCCUCCUCGGCUCCUUCUACUAUUUCAAGACCGGUCACCAGGCUGUUCUGAGCAGCAUCCAGUGGGAAACUGCCUUCAUCCCGCUGUCCACCAUCAAAUACCCCUGGUCCCCCCUCCUCGUCAUCCUCAACACCUUCGGCGCCCAGAUCCUCGCCGCCCUCGCUGUUCCCCUCACUGUUCUCUGGAAGCGGCCCCUCCAAACCCACGACCGCGUCUCCCAGCCCUCCCCGAAAGACAAGUUCGUCAACCCCGCCACCAAGCUGCUUUCCGACGUCGUCCAGGCGGCCUGCACCCACAUGCUCUAUCUGGCGACCAUCAAUCUGGCCACCACAAUGUGGGCGGGCCACCUACGCCGCCACCUGAUGCUCUACCGAAUCUUCAACCCCCGAUUCAUGAUGGGCGCGGCUGUACUGGGCGUCGUCGACGUUGUGCUCAUGGUCUUUGCUGUUGCGGGCGUGCGUUGGAGCACGCUCAGCGUUGGUGAGGUUUUUGGUUGGUGA